GUUUGUUGAUGAACAGUCAUCGAUUUGAAGAUGCGGCGAAGUCGAUUUUCGCGCUUUGCCCAGGAAUCACAGCCAUCGACGAUGACGACAAGUUCGCGAUGCAGAUAAAAUAUACCAAUGCGAGUUACACGGUGAAGCCAUUCCCUCCUGAACGAGUGCGUCGUUUUGUGAUCGGCGAAAGUUUGCCCAAUGUUCUUCUUAUCCGGCUGAUUAUAUGCUUCAUUAGGCUGGGUCGCAAGAAUCUCGCUCCGCAAUUAUAUUUGGAUGUUGCACGUGCUUAUCAUUCUAUUGAUUGCAUUGCGCAUGCCCAAAAAUACAUGGAACAUCUUCUGGAUCGUGCGCAUUUCGCAAAUAACGCCGAAGCAUGGUAUCUCUACGGACUUUUCCUGGGGCCAUCUCACGUUGAUGCGCGCAUCAAUUAUUCCACCAUGCAGCAGCGACUGGGUUUAUUCAAUGAAGCCUUCGAAACGUUGCGAGAUUACGUACUCGAUGCUGGAAGCACAUUGCCGUACGGUAAUCAUUUGCUAUAUUUAAACUGGGGCGUUAGGCAAACACAUAUAACAUAUGUAAAGUGCAACACAUAUUUGGUUAUUUCCACGCCAUAACC
Messenger RNA from Gongylonema pulchrum, 607 nucleotides. The record is from the annotation of a GenBank genome assembly. Lineage: Eukaryota; Metazoa; Nematoda; Chromadorea; Rhabditida; Gongylonematidae.